Molecule: messenger RNA, 4691 nt
Organism: Oncorhynchus mykiss (rainbow trout)
Lineage: Eukaryota; Metazoa; Chordata; Actinopteri; Salmoniformes; Salmonidae
Gene: mapk10
Product: mitogen-activated protein kinase 10
Biological process (GO): protein phosphorylation
Molecular function (GO): MAP kinase activity; ATP binding
Source: RefSeq, a predicted model, not a curated record
UUCUUCUCCCUCCUCUUCUCUGGUAGGUCCACAAUGGUUGUACAGCCAGCAUCUUGCAACACAAUGGUUGCAAUACGGUGAACGGGGAGUGAUUCAGCAUUGCAAUCUCGAUUUCUAGGGUAUUCUUCAUCCAUCGCUGGGUUUUUCUUUCUUUCCAGUUAUCUCCAUCUUCACGUGUAUUAUUCUGUACGUGUAAAAGUCGUUAAAUGUCUCCCGUCGGAAUGUUUUGAACAGAACUGUCACCGGACUAGGAUCGUCGUCAGCUGGCACGGAAUGGUAUUUAUGAGGAGGGAUUUCUUCUAUUACUGCAGUGAACCUGUCCUGGAUGUGAAAAUAGCCUUUUGUCAGGGUUUUGGUAAACAAGUGGAUGUGUCAUAUAUCGUCAAACACUACAACAUGUCUAAAAGCAAAGUGGACAACCAGUUCUACAGCGUGGAAGUAGGAGAUUCCACCUUCACAGUUCUCAAACGCUACCAGAAUCUAAAACCCAUCGGUUCUGGAGCUCAGGGAAUCGUCUGUGCCGGGUCCGAUUCGGUCCUCGACAGGAACGUGGCCAUCAAGAAGCUCAGCAGACCCUUUCAGAACCAGACCCAUGCCAAGAGGGCAUACAGGGAACUGGUGCUCAUGAAAUGUGUCAAUCACAAAAACAUCAUCAGUUUAUUAAAUGUUUUCACACCACAGAAAUCACUAGAAGACUUCCAGGAUGUGUACCUGUGCAUGGAGCUGAUGGAUGCCAACCUGUGCCAGGUGAUCCAGAUGGAGCUGGACCAUGAGAGAAUGUCUUACCUGCUCUACCAGAUGCUGUGUGGAAUCAAACACCUGCACUCCGCGGGCAUCAUUCACAGGGACCUGAAACCUAGCAAUAUAGUGGUGAAAUCUGAUUGUACUCUGAAGAUCCUGGACUUUGGCUUGGCUAGGACUGCAGGCACCAGCUUCAUGAUGACUCCGUACGUGGUGACGCGGUACUACAGAGCCCCAGAGGUCAUCCUGGGCAUGGGGUACAAAGAGAACGUGGAUAUAUGGUCGGUGGGGUGCAUUAUGGGAGAAAUGGUGCGUCACAAAAUUCUGUUCCCUGGCCGGGACUAUAUUGACCAAUGGAAUAAGGUGAUUGAGCAGCUGGGCACGCCUGCGCCAGAGUUUAUGAAGAAACUGCAGCCCACCGUCCGUAACUAUGUAGAGAACAGGCCCAAAUACGCAGGCCUCACCUUCCCCAAGCUCUUCCCCGACUGCCUCUUCCCCGCAGACUCAGAGCACAACAAACUCAAAGCCAGCCAGGCCAGAGACCUGUUGUGUAAGAUGUUGAUUAUUGAUCCAGCCAAGCGGAUACAAGUGGACGAAGCUUUACAGCACCCCUACAUCAACGUUUGGUACGACCCAGCCGAGGUGGAGGCGGCCAGGGAUCUCGUCCAAAUAUCAAUGCCGCCUCCUGCUAUCUACGACAAGCAGCUGGAUGAGAGAGAACACUCCAUCGAUGAAUGGAAAGAACUAAUCUACAAAGAGGUGAUGAACUUUGAGGAGAGGACGAGGAACGGGGUGGUGAAGGGACAACCCUCUACCUCAGGUACUCUCAGUGCAUAACCUAGUCCCCUCUCACAGGUGCAGCCGUGAACAGCAGUGGUGAGAGCCUCCCUUCCCCCUCCGUCAACGAUAUCUCCUCCAUGUCCACCGACCAGACCCUGGCCUCAGACACCGACAGCAGCCUGGAGACCUCUGCAGGACCCCUGGGUUGUUGCAGGUGACUAGCAGCCUGCCUGCGUAACCCCAUGUUCUUCAGAAGGUGAAACACAAUGUCCAACCUACCUACCAACCUACCUACCAACCUACCUACCAACCUACCUACCAACCGAAACCUGAAAACGAACAAAAAUGAUAAAAAGAGAAAAAAAUGAUGAUAUGAAUGGGAUGAUUAAGGAAACAUAAAGUCAUUACUAUAAGAAUUAUGAUUCUAAAAUUUAAGCCUGCAUUUUCAUUCAAAAAUAAAUCACAAAGGUAUAACGAAAAAACUAAAAUAAACUAAAGUGAAAUAUAUUUAUUAACUUCUAGUUGCUUUACUUAUAUCUCCCCCUUAUAUGGCAUCAUAAAAAAGACAAAAAGCUUAGACAGGCAUCUUUCUGUAAAGUGUCAUUAAAACUGGCUGUUCGUUCCCCCAAUACCUUGCAAGCGUCUGUGCUUCAGUCAAUGUGGCAAGGUGUUCUCUUUUCGGUCAUUACUACACAGUACUAUAUAAACCUCCAUUCACUUCCCCCACACCUUAUGUGACGGUACCGGUAUGUUUUGAUAACCUCUAGGCUUGAACCUGGGGUUGUCUCCUGUAUGGGUGUGACAGAUAGGUGUGUUUGAAUACAGUUAUUCCUGCUAAGGGUUAGUGCUAGUGUUCCACACAGCACAGCGCCCCCUGUCUUCUGUAAAUAUGUCAUUCUGUUCAGCAGCGAGCUAGGCACACAGACGGACAGACAGACAGCGUGGGACUGAUGGCCAGUACUGGAAGUUCGUCUAUAGCGCACCUUGCCACAUGAGAUCACCGCCUUGACCUUUGUCCCCUUAACUUUUGCCCCUUGACCUUUCACCUUAGUUUAACCCCUUGCCUGUUAGACCUGCUGCAUGAUUACAAAAGCUAACUCUAAUUAUAUGAUUAAAUGACUACAGAUACUUUUGUUUAUAUAACAUAAGUAAUUGAACUUUUCAACCGGAGUGGUGGGGAAACCCAGGGAUGGGGGAGCUCUAGUUAAUGAUGGAUAGCUAUAUAUAUAUAUAUAUAUUAACAUACACACUGUAGUGAUUGGCUGCAGGAGAAGCCAUUGGGACGUACAGUACUAUCACUGUCAUCGCUGAGUAGGAUUGGGGUCAAAUUCCAUUUCAAUUCAGUCAAUUCAGAAUGGCAACUGAAAUUCCAAUUCUAAUUCCAUAUUUUCAUCAUUGAAACACAUUCAGGAAGUUUGGAAUUUGGAACUGAAUUUUUCAAUUGACUUCCUGAAUUGACAAUGGGACUGACCCCAAGCUUGUCGCUGAGCUGGAACCUUAAGUUCUCAUUUCUUUUUUGUGUUUUUUGUUGAAAUGAAAUGAUAAAAUCCCUUCUGACUGCACGCCUGCACCACGCCGCCGGGCUGUGGACCGGCCCACCCACCCACAGCCAGUCAUUCCCAAUGUCACCUACCCACCAACCAGGGUGGUCACUCACUCUGUUUCUGUGUCACUACUGUGGAGUAAAGAAGAGGAGAGAAGGAGACAUAUAUGUGUGUGUUACUAUCUGAAGAACGCUUUGGGGGGGGGGUCAAGAGGUUACCUCAUAGAAUAGUUUAGUUCCUCAAUCACAUCUGUCAUUUACAUUUAAAUGACUACUACUUACUGUAAUGACUACUACUUACUGUAAUGACUAAUGCUUACUUACUGUAAUGACUACUACUUACUGUAAUGACUACUACUUACUUACUGUAAUGACUACUACUUACUGUAAUGACUAAUACUUACUUAUUGUAAUGACUACUACUUACUGUAAUGACUACUACUUACUUACUGUAAUGACUACUACUUACUGUAAUGACUAAUACUUACUUAUUGUAAUGACUACUACUUAUUGUAAUGACUACUACUUACUGUAAUGACUACUACUUACUUACUGUAAUGACUACUACUUACUGUAAUGACUACUACUUACUGUAAUGACUACUACUUAUUGUAAUGACUACUACUUACUUACUGUAAUGACUACUACUUACUGUAAUGACUACUACUUACUUACUGUAAUGACUACUACUUACUUACUGUAAUGCCUACUACUUACUGUAAUGACUACUACUUACUGUAAUGCCAUAUUUUGUCAAAAGGGAAUCAGCUGAUAUACCGACUACCUAUAAAACCAGUAAUGUUAAAAAGAAGGAUUUUAACUGGAAGUUUAUUUAUUAUUGAUUAUUUAUUAUUUCAUAGACUGAACCUGAAUAAUGGGAAGUGCCUUGUUUGGAAUGAUGCCGUUUCCUCAUCUUAGAUAUGUAGUAAUAACAACAACGCAGCAAGCAUUGAAAUGAAGUUGGUGUCUGGUAGUGUUGAAACAUUUCUGGUAACUUUCCCAGAAGUCCCAAGUUUUCCAGAAAAUCCUGGUUGGAGGAUUCCCAGUUGGAUGAUUCCCUCCCUUUUCAUUCCCUCCUGAUCCCAGGAAUCCUCCAUCUUAUAAUCCUUCAACUUCAUGAAAACCUGUGAAGUUUGGGAAAGUUUACCAGAGAUGUUGAAACCUUAGUGUCUGGCCUGUCCUGUUCAAUCUGUUUCCGCAUGGUGCCACUGUCUGCACCUACCUGCACAUAGUCACCACUACUGACCGAUACCCAUGUCCUCUCUAUAGGAAGUACACUACAACCAUCACCAUGGAAUCGUUGCAUCUUUGACUAACUUAAUCAUGUAGAAAUUGGAACCUACUUUUUAAACACACUGGAACUGUUGUUAAAAUGCAGAUAAAGACUCAUCAUCUACAUGUUUUUCUGACCUAUAUAGUUACCUAGCAACUGAGCAGAAUACCUUCUAAGUUCUUCUGACCUAUAUAGUUACCUAGCAACUGAGCAGAAUACCUUCUAAGUUCUUCUGACCUAUAUAGUUACCUAGCAACUGAGCAGAAUACCUUCUAAGUUGUUUUGUUUUGUAUCUGUAAAUGUCUUAUUUGAUCAGUGUCCUUACAUUUCAAUAAAGGGAUGAAAUAAGAGUUU